UCCCCCAAGAAGCUCAUCAUAUCAUUUUCGACCGGAAAAUCCAAAAACAGCUCGUGCAGCUCGGAUUCCGACGUGUCCUCUGCCUCGGGCCUCGGGCUCGCGGGCCCCACGAACGAGGCCACGCCGGAGGAAAAAGUCGCCGGUGGGCUCCGGCCUGGAGAGUCGGGCCUCGGCUUCGAGACGGGCGCUCUCCCAUUGGGCCAUGUGGCGGGCCGCAGAGAGGGGCUUUGGCCCGUCGGGCUUGGGAGGGGGCUCGUGGGCCUGAGGGUCGAGGCCCAAUUUGGGGAGCUGCUUCUUGAGGUGGGUGUUCCAGAGAAUGGCAUGCAACUGAAUGACAAGCUUCUCUUCAUGAGGGCUAAAAGGGCCUCUUUUAAUAUAAUUUGUCCAACGCAGCCUGCAGCUUUUCCCACAACGAAGGAGCCCUGUAAAAUGAAAAGGCAC
Messenger RNA from Striga asiatica, 441 nucleotides. NCBI's taxonomy places the organism in Eukaryota, Viridiplantae, Streptophyta, Magnoliopsida, Lamiales, Orobanchaceae. The record is from the annotation of a GenBank genome assembly.